Molecule: messenger RNA, 2025 nt
Organism: Seriola dumerili (greater amberjack)
Lineage: Eukaryota; Metazoa; Chordata; Actinopteri; Carangiformes; Carangidae
Product: TBC1 domain family member 12-like
Exons: 14
Coding region: 291-1949 (552 amino acids)
Source: RefSeq, a predicted model, not a curated record
CUGAUGUUAUCACCCGGGGCCACACUCCCCGUCCAGGUGUUCAGUGUGUUAAAUGUUCAGCAGACUGGAAGGAGAAUCUCGUUACCUGUUCACAUCACUCUGGAUCAGAUUGUGGCCAACGAGGACCAAUCAGAAGCUCCUCUGAUGUCAAGGAGACAGGCGACGAUCAGGGGGCAGGGUCUUAUACAAUCAAUGAUGUCACAAAUACAUCAUAUACAGACAGGUUUAGACCAAAUGUGGAAACAAACAGUUGGUGCCCAGACAGCGUGGCAUCCUGCACUGAAGGGUCAAUGGUUAACCCGCAUCACUGGCUGGAGGGGCUCUGUGGGGAUGGGUCUACCAGGGGCACUGACCACCACCUGGAUAUUCCAGCCCCUUCUGUACGGUCAUCGAAGGCCUCUCAGGUAAAUGUGAACCCUGUGACCUCGACCUCAGACUCUGGGUCACUGGAGGGGGAUGUGACCUUUGACCUUCUGAAGGUCAACUCUGAUGAUGAGGCCUUCAUCACGGAGCUGCCACCGGGCCCCCCCACCACUGCUCCUCGCUCCAGGAACACGUUCGAGUGCGGUCGCAGGCAGAGCGCUCCAGGUGAUCUGGUUCAGGACAACUGUGGAGGUUCAGAGUCUGAGCUGCAGUCCAGGAUGCCGGGGAUCAUCGAGUACUUAAGCAGCAGGAGGCAGCAGUCCGUCAGUCACAGUGUUGCUGGGUGGAAGUUGUUUGGUAAAGUUCCUCCCAGACAGAGUCCGUCCAAACAGGCCCGGACCAUCCAGCAGGAGUUCGAGGCACGCAGUUCUCCUUCCCAUCAUGCCGCGAGGCAGCAGAGCAGAAGGAAGGUGGAGUUUGAACCGCUGUCAACCACGGCCCUGAUCCUGGAGGACCGCCCACCGAAUCUUCCCGCUAAGUCGGCUGAAGAGACGCAGAGACACCGGCAGCAGUACGAGCAGAUGGUGGCUGGAGCCAAGAGGAGAGAGCUGAAGGAGGCUCAGCGGAGGCAGCAGCAGAUGAAGGAGAGGUUCAGACAGGAGGAAGAGAUCUCCAAUGCCACCAUGGUCUGGAACCAGCACAUCCUGCCACACUGGGAUGCCAUGAGGUCCAGUCGGCGUGCUCAGGACCUGUGGUGGGGGGGUUUACCCUCCAGCAUCCGGGGGCGAGUGUGGUGCCUCGCCAUCAGCAAUGAGCUCAACAUCACUGCAGAGCUGUAUGAGAUCUUCCUCUCCAGAGUGAAGGAGAAGUGGAUCGUCACUAAGACAGAGACAGACGACACAGCGUCACUGUCGGACAGAGAGUCCAGUCUGGAGCUGAUCACCCAGGACGUCUCCAGGACGUUUCCAUCGCUGUGCGUCUUUCAGCAGGGUGGUCCUUACCACGACCUGCUGCAAAGCAUUCUGGGAGCUUACACCUGCUACAGACCUGAUGUGGGAUAUGUCACGGGGAUGUCCUCCAUCGCAGCUGUUCUGAUCCUGAACAUGGACGAAGUCGAAGCCUUCAUCAGUUUCUCCAACCUGAUCAAUAGACCCUGUCAGCUGGCUUUCUACAGAGUGGACCAGCCACUGAUGUACAGGUAUUUCGGGGCCUUCCAGGUGUUCCUGAAGGAGACUCUUCCUCUUCUCUUCCUUUACUUCCAGUCUGUAGGUGUAACUCCUGACCUCUACCUCCUGGACUGGAUCCUGUCUCUCUACACGAAGCCCCUCCCCCUGGACGUGGCGUGCAGAGUCUGGGACGUUUUCUUUCGGGAUGGGGAGGAGUUCCUGUUCAGGACAGCUCUGGGGAUCCUGAGACUGUAUCAGAACGUCCUGCUGCACAUGGACCUGAUCAGCAUAGCUCAGUUCCUGUCACGCCUCCCUGAUGAAGAGCUUCUCUCUGAUAGGCUGUUCUCCUGCAUCUUGGCCAUGCCCAUGCAGAGCGGGAACAGGAAGUGGAGUCAGGUGUUGUCGUCCUGCAGCAGCUGAUCUGAACUACUGUCUCUGUCUCUGUCUCUGGGUUAAUGUGACAUUUGUGAAGAAGAAUUCAGUUUUUAUUAUUUAA